AUGAUGCUUAAAAUUAAGUAUUCCUAUAUCUCAACUCAAGUGCUUCGAUCAUAAAAUGUCGUUAGAUUUGAUGCUGAAAUCAAGCAAUCGCAUUUGUUAGGGGAGAAGUUUGGAUAAUAGGUGUUUGCCAAGCUUAAUCAUAAUCAUAAGCAUAACAUCUUAACUCCAACAAUGUUAAAUCAAAUUCAUAGAUUUUUGGAAAGUUAUGAUUUAGAUGAAGCAAUAAAUAUAAUUUGGUUGGAUUGCUAAUCCAAAGGAACAGAUUUGAAAUACUUGUAGCACUUAUCCUAGUAAGAGAAGAUUGAAUAUAUGAGGCAAAUAUAAAAUUUGGCAGUCUAUUUUGGAAAGUACAACAAAGUCUUGAUGCCUGUGAUAACUGGAGAAGCCAGCGGAUCAAUGGCAGCAUUAGCAUGUUCAACUCCAUUCUAAUUUUUUGAUUAAAAAGGAGGAAUACGAUUUAAUGAUGUUAAUAGGGGCUUUGUCCCUCAUGCAGGUGCUUCAUAUCAUUUAUCCAGAUUGCCUGAUUAAUUGGGGUUGUAUUAUGCCUUGACGGGUCGAUGGUUGAAAAAUGACGAAGCAUUAAACUUAGAGUUGAUAUACGGAAAUUUGAGAGAUAAAAACAAAGCCAUUGAUUACAUCGAUUAAACAACCUAAUAAUACAAGACACCAACCACUGCAAAAAUGUACCCUAAAUAGGUGAAACGUGAAAUUUAAAAAUUCAAAUAUGGAAGAAAGAAAUUCUUAGCCAAGUUGAGUUAAGAAAUGCUGAUUAGAAUGUAGAACGAAGAUGCUUAAUAAGUGGCAUAAGAAUUAUUAUACAAACUCAAAAGGUUCUAAGAAGAGAAUCUUUUAAAUCAGAAUGAAUGGCCUAAGCAAACCAUCGCAAAUCCAUAUCUCCAAUUUAAAACACUGAACAUUGAUAGUCUCGAUGAAAUGGGAAUUAUAUCAAGAGAGAAUCUGGUUAAAUUGGACAAGGCCUUGAUUGCUAGAUGUUUCAAUGGAGAGAGUGUGUAGGAGAUCAUGGAUAAAUUGAGAGCUGAAUAGAGUUAAUUUGCUAAGGAGAUCUUAACGGAGUUGGAAGCAUAGCCAAAAUUAUCUCUUGACCUUACAUUCAAGUUAUUGAGAGAGGCAGAGAAAUAAUAAUGGAGAGAUUGCCUUGUAGCUGAACACAAUGUAGCUUCGAAUCUUGCUAUCAGUGGUUUGAUGGAGAAAUAAGGAAGAGUAGAUAACAUCGAUUCCUUUUUCAGUCAUGUUAGUCCUUCAAUUGAUUAUUUACCUGAUGCUCUUGAACCAGUAAGAGACUUUUAUGCUGAGUAUCCUGACAAUAUUAGAGUCUUCUUAAAUGAGGAGAAUCUAAGAAAGGGACUAAUCGACAGAGCCAAUUAGGAAGUAGAUGUGGCUGCUUUUAUGAAGAAUAAUCAACACAUGAUGGAUGGAUCAAUUAGAGUUUCAGAUCUGAGAAAAAUGAGAGUUGAACUUGCUGAAUUGAAAAGGGAUGUGAAAAUUAAGAUGGACAAUUUAAAGAGCAUAGUUGGAUAUGAAGAAAACCUUAAGAAGUAUAUAGCGGAAAGAUAAGCUUAUUUGGAUGGUAUUAAAGAUUUUGGAACUGUAUUGGAAGAGACAAUGAACUCCUUCUUUGAGAAGGCUAAUUAAGCUAGAUUUAACGGAUAUGCCAAUGUGGCUAAGAUUGCAUCAGUGAAACCAAAGAGAGAAUUAUUUUCAAGAGUGAGAAAUUCAAUUUUAAAUCACAAAUUGACAACAGAAGAUGAUGAAAUUGAAGCCAUAAAGAAACAACAAGCAUGGAAUAGAUCAAUGCAGAGAUUACUCAUUUUCCCAAAAGAUGAUAGAAAAUCUUUCUACGAAAAUGAAUUGCCAGAAAAGAUUGUGGAUAAUGAAUAAAUGGAUCAAGUAUUCAGAGCCAGAGCUACAAGAGAGAAACUGUAUGAAACUAGAUACGGAGAUCUUUAUCAGGAGUUUAGUUAAUAGAUGGAUAAGUUCUACAGGAAUGUUGUUUAAAAUGUCACACAAUCAAACAAAUUUGCUAACAUAUCGGAAUAUUUAGAAGGGAAAGAGGUCAAGGAAAUAUUAGAUCAAUUGAAAGAGAACAAGGAGGAAAUCAUUAUUAAUUUAAAAAAAGUACCCAUAGUAUAAGUGAAUAAGGAGGAAUUAAUAAAUCAAAUGAAAUAGGAAAUAGAGCAACUUAAAUAAAAGGAAGAGAUUCCAACUACUUUAGAAGGUUUAAUUAAUAGUGAUAACAAUUUAAGCAUAAUAAUGGAAGAUUUCUUUAGAUGUCCAGAUUAGUUUAAGCCAUUAUAAGCAAUGUUCGAAUAACUAUUGACUUCAACUUAUAGGAUGAGAAUGAAGAAUUUCGAACAUUUGAAUGAAUUGCCAAUAAUAGAUGAUUAGAUCAAUGAAGCAUUAACCUUCGAUUCUUUCAAAGUGAUUGAGAACAAUCUUAUGUUUACUUUCUCAUAUGUUUUAUUAUGUAAAUUGGAGGAAAUCUAUUGUUCCUUUAAGUAAGGUAAUAAUUACGAGAUCUAAGUUUUGAAAUUUUAAUAAGAUUUUGGAUUUUAGAUUUAAAACUAUAAGCAAUUUGAAAAACUAAUAGAGUAUUUGAAUGGCAAAUUGAGGGCAGCUGCGACAUUAUAUAAUACUUACAGAUAAAGGACUCUUGUUUAAUCAGACAAAUUGUUAGAUUACAUCCUUACUCUUAAAUCUACUAAAUAUCCGACUUUCAAAGCCAAAGCAAUUUAUACUAAUCUCUUAAGUUUAAAGAUCAAAUAACACUAUGAAAAUUAAAUUACCUCAUUAGAAGAAAAACCCAUCAGUUAAACUACUCCUGAUGAUGUUUAUAGUGCCAUAGAAAAUAAGUAAUACAGAAUGAGUGCAUUCUAUAAAUAAAAUUUACCAAAAUAUAAAAGAGGCUAAUUGUAGAGACGAAUCUAUUUUAGAGAUGACCUCUAUAUGGCUACCAAAAAGGAAAUUGAGAUAUAUGGCAAAAUACAAGGACUUAAAGCACAGAAAAGAAAGAGAUUAAUUAUUGGAAUAAAUCACUAACUCAAGUAAUUGGAUUUGAUUGCAGAAAGACAAGUUGAAAUAACUCCAAAGGAAAUAUAGUAAUAAAAGGAAGAUUUGGAAAAAGUGUUGAAGAAAAAAUGGUUCAGCUAUUAACCCAUUUAAUAAUGGUUUAAAGAAUUGGUAUAAGAAACCUUAGAGGAAAUCUAUCAUCCUGAUCUGAUUCUAUCUGAAACUGAAUUUAAGGAAUACGUCUACAUUAGUUUCAAUGCUUAAAAGAAACUAUUAGAAUUGUUGAGAGCAGAACUAAUCUUGGGAGUGUAGAAUGAGAGGGAUGAGUUCAUCCAAGAAUAAAAAUUCAACCCAGAACUACCAGAAAUUUAAAACUUAGCCUAGUAAUUGACUGUCGCUGAAUCCUUACAUGUCGAAGGUCUCAUUGAAGAAAUUGAACCAACUGAAACUUUAUUUGUUGGAAAAAAAGGAACAAUUCUGAAAAUAGGAGGAUAACUUCCUGUUCAAUUAAAUGAGACUUAGUAUAGAGAAUUAAGAACCAAAAUGAUUGGAAGGGUUGAAUAUUUGGUAGGUGAAUGGGCUCAAGAACCAAAACUCAUUGAUAAAAUCGAUAUUGAAUUGUUGUAUGAUAAAAUUCAAUAGAUUUAAGAAAAGAAUAGAAACAUUAAACGAUGA
Messenger RNA from Paramecium tetraurelia, 3702 nucleotides. RefSeq lists its product as uncharacterized. The record is from RefSeq and is a predicted model, not a curated record. Gene Ontology annotation, biological process: L-valine catabolic process. The transcript is spliced from 4 exons. NCBI's taxonomy places the organism in Eukaryota, Ciliophora, Oligohymenophorea, Peniculida, Parameciidae. Gene Ontology annotation, molecular function: 3-hydroxyisobutyryl-CoA hydrolase activity.